AAAAAGAUUCGUUAUUCUGAACGAAACAACACGAGCUUGGAGCGCUACUGGGUGGCUAUAGACCCUUGGUGGGGACACAGACGAUUUUUCAUUUCACUGAUGAGUGCACUUUAUAGUCCACAUAAUAAAAAUCGAUAUAUAAUGAUUCAGGAGUAGAGAAUGAGUGAACGUUUCCGAACACAGCCUCUGAAUUGGGGGGGACAGCCGUCCUGAGCGCUCCAUUUUGCCACAUCCAAUAUGGCGGCGCCGGCGACGCCAAAGAAGAAGAAAAAGAAGAAGAAGAAAAAUAAGAAGAAGAAAAAAAGAAGAAGAGCAACAAGAACAACGGGAAGAAAAAUAACGUAGGUGCGUCAUGUACAGUUUGCACCCAAAAAAUUGUUUACUGUAUGCCAAAACUGCUGCAUCAGUUGACUUCGUAAAUGACUAAGAACACAUCUGAAUAAGUUGAUAUCUGGACCAAGGUUUAGGAUCCUAACAAGCUGGGAGCGUACAUUCGCGAGGUGGAUCGACGGGAACGCCAAUCUGUGUCCUCUCUUGCGGAGUUUCACCUGAAUGCCGGCUCGCUUCCCUCUGUGGCGCCGCUUCCGUCUCCAUGCGCCGAAAACCGCGGACGCCGCUCCGGUGUUACUGUUAGGAAUGGAAUUGUCUCAAAGGGACAGGCUCUCUGAGCUUGUGGAGGAGCUUACCACUUCUGGACAGCUACAGAUCAACAUGGAAAAAAUGAAGGAAAUCAAGAAGAUAUGCAAGGAGUCUAAUGACUGCAUCGAUCAUGUCUACCACUCAAUAAUGUCCCAGCUCAACCAAGAACAUGCUGAGAUCCGUCUAUCGGCCUUUCAGAUAGCCAGUGAGCUUUUCCCCAAAUCACAUCACUUCAGAACACUCCUGGUGGACAACUUCCAGGAGUUCUUGGAGUUGACAGUAGAGACAAACUUUGAGCGGCCCCUACCCCCUCCUAAACUAACAGCCAGGAAACUUCGGUCACUUGCUGUCCAGACUAUCCAGUCCUGGCAAUCCUUUUAUGGGUCAGCGUAUAAGAAGUUGGAGCUGGGCUAUCACUUUCUCAAACAGUUUAAAAAGGUGGACUUCCAGGAUGCUGAGGCUAGGACAGUAGCAGAGCGGGAAAGAGAGACUGAGAGACAAAGGAAAAUGGAGAGAAUAUACAUUGAGAGACUGAAAGCAGCCAUGAGAGACAUGGAGGACUCCUCCCCAGAUAUUGAGGUGGCAUUGACAGAGUUGGACUCCUGCCUGAUGCUACUUUGCCCUCAGUUUACCCUUCUAGACAGCCACUUGCUCACACAAACAACCACUCGAUGUUUGCCAGAUGAAGAACAACCCUGCUGUAGUAAAAACUUGAUUGACAGGACAGAGAAGAUGAACGAGAGCAAGGAGAGGUGGCGCAAAGAAGAAAAUUACAUUGAGGAGCAGGAGGAGAAAAAAAUAAAGAAAAAGAAGCAAAAGAGGUGUGAAAAUGAACUAAACAGGAGUGACAAACAGAAGAAGAGAGCGAUGGAAGGAGGACAAAGGUUUAAGAUGAAACAUGAUGAUGAGGACAGAUGUGAAGCAGAAGAGCAGGGCCCUCUUCAUGGAGACUGUUUUAUUAGAAACUCUGGCCUUAUCUCUCGGUCAUAUUGUCUGGACUUGAACAUGAGUCAUGGUCUUCAUAUAGAGGAGACGGAGGAUAAUGAAGCUGUAGUUUCUACCUUGUUAGAUUUGCAGAGACUACUACUAACCAAGCACCUACCAGCUGUGCGUCAUUGGGUUCAGGUCUUCACCAAGUCUGGUGCUGAUCAGAGUCUGUUGAGAAGAUCAUUGGAUCUAAAAAAGUCCAUAGAAGCUUCCCUGCUGAAACUGAGCGAGUUGAACAUUGACUCUAAGAGCAAAAUGGCUUCAUCAUUUGAAGAUUGUGAUGAUGACACUGAUUUCAUUGAGGUACCAGAAAAAGAAGGAUACGAGUCACAUAUUCCUGGACAUCUACAAGUGGAAAGUGGUUUGAGUCCCUUUUCAUCCACUCCAACAUCAUCUAAGCAUGCAACUAAAAGCAUUGUUGCUGAAACAUCUUCCAGUCUGCACCGAGCUCCAUCCUCCUGCUACAGGAGACUUAAAAGACUCAAAAAAGAUGAGGGGGAUCCAACUUGUGGCGCUGCAACAUUCCCAAUUCUCCAAAAGGAUCUUUCUGUGACCACAUUAUCCAGCUCUUCUGAACCCAGUUCAACUCAGUCCAACAAAGACCAAACGGCUUUGAAGGCUCCAGUGGUUCCAUUUGGUUUGGAUCUCUAUUACUGGGGCCAGGAGCAGCCUAACGCCGGCAAGAUCACCAAAUUGUCCUCUCAGCAUCAGUUCUGGGUUCCAUCAGAGGUGGAUGAGGAGGUGCAAAACAAAGAGCUCAUGGCUGAGAGCACAUGCAGAUACAUCACUUUCCCUGGAAAAUUCAUUCCUGUCAGCCAUUAUUGUAAUGCACCAUUAGGCAAUGGGAAGAUGUGUAAGAGACAGGACCGACUGAAGCAGGGGUACAAUCUGAGCACAGAGGCCCAGUCCUCCCUGGUUUCCAUCACCUCCUCCAGAUCUACUUGCCCUUUCCAUGGGCGUAUUGUUCCGCGAGAUCAGGAGGGUCGGCCCUGCACCCAGGAGGACCGUCAGAGAGAAGAGCAGGAUAGGAGGAAGACAAAGAAGAAACAUGACUGGCAUGAUCCAGGGCUAGUUCGAGACAUUGAGAUUGAAACAGGACAAAGCCUAGGUUCUGACAGAAUGGAUAAACGGGGCAAAGGAAAAAAGAAAAAAUACCCCAACCUCAGCAAUCUGAAGCAGAGCGCCAACACACCACGGUCUCGGCUUGAGAAACGGAUAUUCAAUAAGAGCGCCAUGCAAAGAGUUGCCGAGACGAUGAAUAAAGUUGACAGCAAAAAACAUGAAAAGUUUUCCAACCAGUUCAACUAUGCCAUCCAUUGAUCUUCAGUUAAUUUGUGUUUGUAUUCUUUAUUAAUAAUUUUAUAACAUAAUAUUACCUUCUGUCUAAUAAUUUGAGAAAAUAUGUGAACUAUUCAGCGCAUGUGGCCAUCUGGUUAGCACAUCUGCCUCACAGUUCUGAGGACCCAGGUUCAAAUCCGGCCUCGCCUGUGUGGAGUUUGCAUGUUCUCCCCGUUGCCUGCGUGGGUUUUCUCCAGGUACUCCGGUUUCCUCCCACAUCUCAAAAACAUGCAUGGUAGGUUAAUUGAAGACUCUUAAAUUGCUCAUAGGUGUGAGUGUGAGUGCAAAUGGUUGUUGUUUAUACUGUAUGUGCCUGGCGACCAGGUCAGAACCACAGAAAUAAAUCAUCAAUCAAUCAAUCGAACUUUAUUUGUGAGUUCUUUCUAUACAAAAAAAUGCAACACAAAGUGUUGAACUUUAAUUAAAAUAUAAAAAUAAAUCAAACCAGCCAAUUAUUAAUUUUAAUACUAUACCAAUUAUAAGUAGAAUUGCAUUUAUGGCUAUGACUGCAGAGAUACCAACUUAUAGAAAUUCACUUCCAGAACAAUUUGUCUGAAUUUCCAUGUUUUUAAAAUUAUGUUAAGAACAUUACCACGGGACAGUUAUGGAAGUAUAUAAUAUAAUAGGAUAAAAACAAUAAUGCAUACUGUUUAAUUUCACCACAUAAUCAUUACAUAAUCAUAAUCGUUAUAAAUAAACAUAACGUUAUUUAUUUUAAAGUAUUAACUUUGGAAUGGCGGACGGCGGCACGGUGGGCGACUGGUUAGCACAUCUGCCUCACAGUUCUGAGGACCGGAGUUCAAAUCGGCCGGCCUCGCCUGUGUGGAGUUUGCAUGUUCUCCCCGUGCCUGCGUGGGUUUUCUGCGGGCACUCGUGUUAGGUUGAUUGAAAACUCUAAAUUACAGCAUAGCCGGGACCGGUGUGAGGGUAAGCGGUACAGAAAAUGGAUGGCUGGAAUGGCGGACACAUUUGCAGCCACGUCUUCUCUUGCAUUUUAUUUUGGUAUUUCCUUUGUAUCAACUGUGGCUGCUGAAAUUAUUCAAAAUCCCCGAUUGCGGGACUAAUAAACUUAUAUUAAAAAGAUUGAUUAUAUUAAUGUAAUUUUAAAUUAUAGGUUCAUUUUCUCAAGUGACAUAGCAGCGGUGACGUAGUAAUUCGUUUCCUGUUUCCGGUCCGUGAUGGCUGUCUGGCAUCAUAUAUUACUAUAUUUUCCUCUAUAAACACAAUUAGCCUGCUAUUUUGCUCUUCAAAGUUGGCUAAUCUCUGCUAUAACGCGGUUCCAGCCAGACUAGUGUGACAAGUGUACUGUAUCACCCAAUCACCUAUUUUGGUGUUUUGCGUUCAAGAGAUAGCUUAGCGAUUAGCACCGUGUUUCCGUCUGUCUCUUCUCUUGUCCUUGGUUGUAACGAUACUUGUCUAAAAGUUAAGUUUAGUAGCUUUCAUGGAGGCGAUGAUUAGUGAUUUAUGGUGCGCUGACAAGCUGGGCGGCGCAAAAUAGCAUCAAUAAGCAUUCCCCUGAGCCGAGCAGCAGAAAGCAUCGAGGUUGGGAGGCUCCAGUUUAGGCUAGUAGCCGCUAGUAUGAUGACAGAAAAGCCACGUGGUUCCCAUGAUUCAUCGUGACAUGCAAAUUUUAAUUAUUACAGUAAAAAAGAUGUUUAUCUUUGUUGUUGUGUUUUUAUGUUACGAGGAGUUCAUUGAAUAUAUGUUAUUUAACAUUUAUGCUUAUUUCACAUUCAUGGUUGAUUUAUGGCACUAUGGCACUAAGUCAUUAUCAAACUGUGAGUUGAAGCUUGUGUGUAAUUAAGUGACUACCCAGUCAAUUCAACUACUGUAGAUAUUCAGCAGUACUCUAUAGGGCAUUGCUUGUUAAUAGUAAACAAUUCUUUACAAUCCCCCACACCCCCACAACUCCAAAUUUCCAGUCCUACAUAUUAUUAGAAAUCAAUCAGAGUGAAAAGUAAUAUGCAGUAUCACCUUCCUUUUUACCACAAGCAGAUAAAUAGAAAAAUAAAUCAACAUAAAAUGACAACUUAUAGAGAAGCAGUAUUAAUAAUGUGUUAAAAUAAAGCAAAGAGGGAAGUGAGGUACAGUGAAAGGUAAAUUGUCAAAAGUGAAUGCUUCAUUUGAUUUUUUAAAUUUACGGUACUCCAGGUCGAGAAUUUUGUGAAAUUAAAUAGCACCACUUUUCCCAAUCCAUCCAUCCAUUAUCUGAGCCGCUUCUAACUCACUAGGGUCACGGGCGUGCUGGAGCCUAUCCCAGCUGUCAUCGGGGAGGAGGUGGGGUACACCCUGAACUGGUUGCCAGCCAAUCGCAGGGCACAUAGAAACAAACAGCCAUUCGCACUCACAGUCAUGCCUACGGGCAAUUUAGAGUCUCCAAUUAAUGCAUGUUUUUGGGAUGUGGGAGGAAACCGGUGUGCCCGGAGAAAACCCACGCAGGCACGGGGAGAACAUGCAAACUCCACACAGGCGGGGCCAGGGAUUGAAUCCGGGUCCUCAGAACUGUGAGGCUGACGCUCUAACCAGUCGCCCACUGUGCCGCACUUUUCCCAAUAUUUCACCUAAUUUAGAAAUUGACACAAUUUUGGACAUUCCCACAAAUCAGAAGGGUCUUCUCUCCAAAAUGUAUGCUUUGAUUUUCCACCUUAAGAACAUCUCUCGAUUAAAUUCAGAAAAGAUUGGGAAGCAGAACUUGGUAGAGUUAUGAUUGACAGUGACCGGGACUCUGCAUUAACACCAGUAAAUGACAGCACAUCUUGGUCCAAGCUUAAUCUGAUUCAAUUUAAGGUUGUCCACAGUUUCUACAACCCCAAUUCUAAUGAAGUUGGGACAUUGUGUUAAGCAUAAAUAAAAACAGAAAACAAUGAUUUGCAAAGCAAGUUCAACCUAUAUUUAAUUGAAUACACUACAAAGAUAAGAUAUUUAUUGUUCAAACUGAUAAACUUUGUUUUUAGAAAAUAAUCGUUAACUGAGAAUUUUAUGGCAGCAACACGUUCCAAAAAAAGAUGGGAUAGGGUCAUGUUUACCACUGUGUUACAUCACCUUUUAUUUUAACAACAUUCAAUAAACAUUUGGGAACUGA
Molecule: messenger RNA, 6046 nt
Organism: Phyllopteryx taeniolatus (common seadragon)
Lineage: Eukaryota; Metazoa; Chordata; Actinopteri; Syngnathiformes; Syngnathidae
Gene: uvssa
Product: UV-stimulated scaffold protein A
Exons: 17
Coding region: 553-2946 (797 amino acids)
Biological process (GO): transcription-coupled nucleotide-excision repair; response to UV
Cellular component (GO): chromosome
Molecular function (GO): RNA polymerase II complex binding
Source: RefSeq, a predicted model, not a curated record